Messenger RNA from Drosophila melanogaster (fruit fly), 906 nucleotides. RefSeq lists its product as uncharacterized. The transcript is spliced from 5 exons. The coding region runs from base 17 to 586 and encodes 189 amino acids. NCBI's taxonomy places the organism in Eukaryota, Metazoa, Arthropoda, Insecta, Diptera, Drosophilidae. The record is from RefSeq and is marked reviewed.
GUUAAACAUUGUGAUCAUGGGCGACUCACCGGAAGAGCGGCGCAGCAAGGAUGUCGUGCCAGAGACCGCCGCCAAGGAGGCGGAAACUGGCAAGGGCAAAAAGGAGAAGAAAGAAAAGUCGGCCGAGGGCACUAAGCCGAGGCCGGCAAGCAGCCAGCGCGGAUCGCUGACCAAGUCCCAUAUGGGCGUUUCCUUGCCGAUGGGUGCUCCGGCAGCCAAGCCCACCAUGCGGUUCAUGCCCACCUACCGCCUGGAGUCCAAGAAUCCGCUCAACAAGGAACGCGUGGAGAACAUCAUAAAGGCGGUGAUGAACCGACACUACAACGAUGAGUACAUGUUCCAUCCCAAGCAUUCCCUCCACAUGGCCGCGCAAGUGAGCGAGGAAAUCAAGAACCGCAUCAAACUCGACAACUACGACAGAUAUCGCUACAUAGUGCUGGUCACUGUGGGCGAGUUCCUGAUGCAGGGCCUCUACUCCAUGGUCAACUUCCUGUGGGAUGCUGAAAAAGACGGAUUUGUGACCUACAGCGUGGAGAGACCCUCGUACUUUGCAGUCUGCACCACCUUUUACCUGUACUACGAUUAAGAACGCGAUUCCAGGGCCCUGGCGCGUUCCACUUGCCACAAGAAAACCAAUGUAACAAUUGCCAAACCAAAUCAAACAGCAUAGACAUUUUGGAGCAAAUGCUACACGACGUUCUCUCUUCGGAUGGAAGACGGAUAUUGAUCGGGGAUCGGAACACGAUAUGGAAUCGCCAGCCACUUUCACGCACCCAGCGGCCAGAAACACCAAAGAACCUCUUGGAGAUCGAGGGGAACUGAAACUCAGCUGGAGUUAAGCACUUCGCACUGAUUGGGAAAUUGCACUGCAAACAACUUCUGGAGCCACUUUGCAAUCUUAUUUUG